Messenger RNA from Aspergillus ibericus CBS 121593, 540 nucleotides. Its product is annotated as Rpp14/Pop5 family protein. Gene Ontology annotation, cellular component: ribonuclease P complex. Gene Ontology annotation, biological process: tRNA 5'-leader removal. The annotation marks the transcript as partial. The record is from RefSeq and is a predicted model, not a curated record. Gene Ontology annotation, molecular function: ribonuclease P RNA binding. NCBI's taxonomy places the organism in Eukaryota, Fungi, Ascomycota, Eurotiomycetes, Eurotiales, Aspergillaceae. The transcript is spliced from 2 exons.
AUGGUCCGCCUCAAACACCGCUACCUCCUCCUUGAUAUCCUCUACCCCGAUCCGUCGACAUGGCCCGCCACGGGCGCGAAAAGUACCCCCAAAUCUCAGUCCCAGUCGCAAUCGCAAUCGCAAUUACAGAUCCAUUCGCCUACGUCUGAUGCUUUGACACCGAGUUUGUUGGCUAAGAUGGUUCGCGAGGAAGUCGCGGAAUUGUUUGGUGAUUAUGGGGUUGGGAGGUUAGGUGGUGCUGGGGCGGGGGGUGUUAGUGUGAAAUAUCUUUCGCCUGCUACGUCAACGGCUAUUAUUCGCUGUCCGCGCGCGUCUUAUCGUUUGGUGUGGACGGCUCUCACAUGUAUGUCUCAGGUGCCUGGGCUUACUGAGAAUGGGUCGAGAAGAGCGACGAGCUCGAGGGCUUGUGUGUUUCGUGUUAUUCGGGUGUCUGGGACGAUGCGCAAGGCGGAGGAAGAGGCGAUUCGACGCGCCAGGAGGGAGAUUGUCCGGUUGAAGGGCGCGGAUGAGAGUGGGGUGCUGGAGGGGUUGUUGGGUGGG